UAUUAUGUAGUCCUAUAUUUAAGGAAGAAACUAAUGAUAUAUACGCAGAUAUUGUUAAUAAUGACCCUUUGAUUACGCUAUCAUUACUGACAAUGACAUGUGGGGCUAGAGUGUCAGAUAAUUGGAGGUCCAAAUUUUUGGAGUGGCAAAAUGGUCUAUUUAAAGCACCAGGUGUUUAUUAGCUUCUCUCCACGUCUUCUUCCUCCCAAGAAAACUCCUCUCACUUCGCGAACGCUUCCCAUGGCGCUCUCCUCCAUGGCCGCGGCGCAAGAGAGCUCCCUCCUCCUCUUCCUCCUCCCGACGUCGGCCGCCUCCGUGUUCCCGCCGCUCAUCUCCGUGGUCGUCCUCGCCGCGCUCCUCCUGUGGCUCUCGCCGGGUGGCCCCGCGUGGGCGCUGUCCCGUUGCCGUGGCACGCCGCCGCCGCCGGGCGUGGCGGGGGGCGCGGCCAGCGCGCUGUCCGGCCCUGCCGCGCACCGCGUGCUCGCCGGGAUUUCGCGCGCCGUCGAGGGCGGCGCGGCGGUGAUGUCGCUCUCCGUCGGCCUCACCCGCCUCGUCGUGGCGAGCCGGCCGGAGACGGCGAGGGAGAUCCUCGUCAGCCCGGCGUUCGGCGACCGCCCCGUGAAGGACGCGGCGAGGCAGCUGCUGUUCCACCGCGCCAUGGGGUUCGCCCCGUCGGGCGACGCGCACUGGCGCGGGCUCCGCCGCGCCUCCGCGGCGCACCUCUUCGGCCCGCGCCGCGUGGCCGGGUCCGCGCCCGAGCGCGAGGCCAUCGGCGCCCGCAUAGUCGGCGACGUCGCCUCCCUCAUGUCCCGCCGCGGCGAGGUCCCCCUCCGCCGCGUCCUUCACGCCGCGUCGCUCGGCCACGUCAUGGCGACCGUCUUCGGCAAGCGGCACGGCGACAUCUCGAUCCAGGACGGCGAGCUCCUGGAGGAGAUGGUCACCGAAGGGUACGACCUCCUCGGCAAGUUCAACUGGGCCGACCACCUGCCAUUGCUCAGGUGGCUCGACCUCCAGGGCAUCCGCCGCCGGUGCAACAGGCUAGUCCAGAAGGUGGAGGUGUUCGUCGGAAAGAUCAUACAGGAGCACAAGGCGAAGCGAGCUGCCGGAGGCGUCGCCGUCGCCGACGGCGUCUUGGGCGACUUCGUCGACGUCCUCCUCGACCUCCAGGGAGAGGAGAAGAUGUCAGACUCCGACAUGAUCGCUGUUCUUUGGGAGAUGAUCUUUAGAGGGACGGACACGGUGGCGAUCUUGAUGGAGUGGGUGAUGGCGAGGAUGGUGAUGCACCCGGAGAUCCAGGCGAAGGCGCAGGCGGAGGUGGACGCCGCCGUGGGGGGACGCCGCGGCCGCGUCGCCGACGGCGACGUGGCGAGCCUCCCCUACAUCCAGUCCAUCGUGAAGGAGACGCUGCGCAUGCACCCGCCGGGCCCGCUCCUGUCGUGGGCGCGCCUCGCCGUGCACGACGCGCGCGUCGGUGGCCACGCCGUCCCCGCCGGGACGACGGCGAUGGUGAACAUGUGGGCGAUCGCCCACGACGCCGCCGUCUGGCCGGAGCCGGAUGCGUUCCGCCCGGAGCGCUUCUCGGAGGGGGAGGACGUCGGCGUGCUCGGCGGCGACCUCCGCCUCGCGCCGUUCGGCGCCGGCCGCCGCGUCUGCCCUGGCAGGAUGCUGGCGCUCGCCACCGCCCACCUCUGGCUCGCCCAGCUGCUGCACGCCUUCGACUGGUCCCCCACCGCCGCCGGCGUCGACCUGUCCGAGCGCCUCGGCAUGUCGCUGGAGAUGGCGGCGCCGCUCGUGUGCAAGGCCGUGGCUAGGGCCUGAGCCCUAGCCGCCGCCGCCGCCAUUAUUGCCAUUGAUGUGGCUAGCGACGUUGUCGUGCUCGCAUCCAUACUCCUCCAUAGGCAACUCGUCUAGCCAAUGAAGAAAGCUACUAUCUAUCUAUCUAUCAAGCUAGCUGCUACUAUCACAAACCGCAUUUCGGCAUCAUCUUAAAUUAGCUCUUAGGGGUGUAGGCGAUUUUGGUUUCCCCCAAAAAUUUGCUUUGCCAGUCUUUUGGUUUAAAUCGAGGCAUUAGUUGUGAAACAUCAUGAGAAGUUAUUUAAAUCUGAGGAAUUUUGUUUGAACCUUUUCUGGUGUGCUAAAUGGAUCGUGCUUUGAGUAUCUUAUUAUUCUGAAUGUGUUAUGUA
Oryza sativa Japonica Group (Japanese rice) is the source of this 2183-nucleotide messenger RNA. RefSeq names its product cytochrome P450 78A5. Lineage: Eukaryota; Viridiplantae; Streptophyta; Magnoliopsida; Poales; Poaceae. The record is from RefSeq and is a predicted model, not a curated record. Gene Ontology annotation, molecular function: oxidoreductase activity, acting on paired donors, with incorporation or reduction of molecular oxygen; iron ion binding; heme binding.